Messenger RNA from Talpa occidentalis (Iberian mole), 5527 nucleotides. RefSeq names its product ubiquitin conjugating enzyme E2 O (gene UBE2O). NCBI's taxonomy places the organism in Eukaryota, Metazoa, Chordata, Mammalia, Eulipotyphla, Talpidae. The record is from RefSeq and is a predicted model, not a curated record. The coding region runs from base 1 to 3915 and encodes 1304 amino acids. The transcript is spliced from 18 exons.
AUGGCGGAUCCCGCAGCGCCCGCGCCCGCCGCCCCGGCCGCCGCCCCGGCCCCCGCCCCGGCCGCGCCGCCCGCCGCCCCGGCCCCGCCGCCGGCGCCGGCCCCGGCGCCCGCCGCGCCGCCCGCCGCCCCGGCCCCGCCGCCCGCCGCCCCGGACGCGGCCUCGGGGCCGGCCCCGGACGCGGGCGCCGAGCCGGGCUCGCAGCGGCUGCUCUUCUCGCACGACCUGGUCUCGGGGCGCUACCGCGGCGCCGUGCACUUCGGGCUCGUGCGCCUCAUCCACGGCGAGGACUCGGACUCCGAGGGCGACGAGGACGGCCGCGGCAGCUCGGGCGGCUCCGAGGCGGGCGGCGCGGGCCACGAGGACGGCCGGGCCAGCCCGCUGCGCCGCGGCUACGUGCGCGUGCAGUGGUACCCCGAGGGCGCCAAGCAGCACGUGAAGGAGACCAAGCUGAAGCUGGAGGAUCGCUCUGUGGUGCCCCGGGAUGUAGUCCGGCACAUGCGCUCCACUGACAGCCAGUGCGGCACCGUCAUUGAUGUCAGCAUCGACUGCGCCGUCAAGCUCAUCGGCACCAACUGCAUCAUCUACCCGGUCAACAGCAAGGACCUCCAGCACAUCUGGCCCUUCAUGUAUGGGGACUACAUCGCCUAUGACUGCUGGCUGGGGAAGGUCUACGACUUGAAGAACCAGAUCAUCCUGAAGCUGUCCAACGGCGCCAGAUGCUCCAUGAACACUGAGGAUGGAGCCAAGCUCUACGACGUCUGCCCGCACGUCAGCGACUCGGGCCUGUUCUUCGACGACUCCUAUGGCUUCUACCCGGGCCAGGUGCUCAUCGGCCCCGCCAAGAUCUUCUCCAGUGUCCAGUGGCUUUCGGGGGUCAAACCCGUGCUCAGCACGAAGAGCAAGUUCCGAGUGGUGGUGGAAGAGGUUCAGGUUGUGGAGCUGAAAGUCACGUGGAUUACUAAGAGCUUCUGUCCAGGGGGCACAGACAGCGUCAGCCCCCCGCCCUCCGUCAUCACCCAGGAGAACCUAGGCAGGGUGAAGCGUCUCGGAUGCUUUGACCAUGCUCAGCGGCAGCUUGGGGAGCGCUGUCUGUAUGUCUUCCCAGCCAAGGUAGAGCCGGCCAAGAUUGCCUGUGAAUGUCCAGAAAAAAACUGCGCCCAGGGGGAGGGCUCUAUGGCCAAGAAGGUGAAGCGCCUCUUGAAGAAGCAGGUGGUGAGGAUCAUGUCCUGCUCGCCAGACACCCAGUGCCCCCGGGACCACUCCACGGAGGACCCGAGCAAGAAGGGGGAGGCCAAAACCAAGAGUGAGCCGGGCUCAGCCAGCCCCGAGGAGACACCCGAGGGCUCGGCCAGCCCCGUGGAGAUGCAGGACGAGGGCCCAGAGGAGGCCCCCGAGGUGGGCGAGCAGCUCCCGCCCUUCUUGCUGAAGGAAGGCGGGGACGACAGGCUGCACUCCGCGGAGCAGGACGCCGACGACGAGGCCGCUGACGAUACGGACGACACCAGCUCCGUGACCUCCUCUGCCAGCUCCACCACCUCCUCCCAGAGCGGCAGUGGCACGAGCCGCAAGAAGAGCAUCCCCUUGUCCAUCAAGAACUUAAAGCGGAAACACAAGAGGAAGAAGAAUAAGAUCACGCGCGACUUCAAACCAGGGGACAGGGUGGCGGUGGAGGUGGUGACCACGAUGACCUCGGCAGACGUCAUGUGGCAGGACGGCUCGGUGGAGUGCAACAUCCGCUCCAACGACCUCUUCCCCGUGCACCACUUAGACAACAACGAGUUCUGCCCUGGAGACUUCGUGGUAGACAAGCGAGUCCAGAGCUGUCCAGACCCCGCUGUCUACGGCGUGGUGCAGUCUGGGGACCACGUGGGCCGCACCUGCAUGGUGAAGUGGUUCAAGCUGCGGCCGAGUGGGGAUGACGUGGAGCUGAUUGGAGAAGAGGAAGACGUGAGCGUCUACGACAUUGCUGACCACCCCGACUUUCGGUUCCGCACGACCGAUAUCGUCAUCCGCAUCGGCAACACUGAGGAUGGCGCGCCUCACAAGGAAGACGAGCCAUCGGUAGGCCAGGUGGCUCGCGUGGACGUCAGCAGUAAGGUGGAGGUGGUGUGGGCUGACAACUCAAAGACCAUCAUCCUGCCACAGCACCUGUAUAACAUCGAGUCUGAGAUCGAGGAGUCCGACUACGACUCCGUGGAGGGAAGCACCAGCGGGGCGUCCUCGGACGAGUGGGAAGACGACAGCGACAGUUGGGAGACGGACAAUGGGCUGGUGGAAGACGAGCACCCCAAGAUAGAGGAGCCCCCCCUCCCAACCAUUGAGCAGCUGGCAGCCCCCGAGGAGGACAAGGGCGUGGUGAUCAGCGAGGAGGCUGCCACCGCCGCCAUUCAGGGGGCCGUGGCCAUGGCUGCCCCUGUGGCUGGGCUAAUGGAAAAGGCCGGCAAGGAUGGGCCCCCGAAGAGCUUCCGGGAGUUGAAAGAGGCCAUCAAGAUCCUGGAGAGCCUAAAGAACAUGACCGUGGAGCAGCUCCUGACGGGCUCCCCCACCUCUCCCACGGUGGAGCCCGAGAAACCAACUCGAGAGAAGAAGUUUCUGGAUGAUAUCAAGAAGCUUCAGGAGAACCUCAAGAAGACCCUAGACAACGUGGCCAUCGCGGAGGAGGAGAAGAUGGAGGCGAUGCCGGACACGGAGCGCAAGGAGGACAAGCCCGAGGGGCAGUCGCCGGUGAAGGCCGAGUGGCCCAGCGAGACCCCGGUGCUCUGCCAGCAGUGUGGUGGCAAGCCCGGGGUUACCUUCACCAGUGCCAAGGGCGAGGUCUUCUCGGUGCUGGAGUUCGCGCCCUCAAAUCACUCCUUUAAGAAAAUUGAGUUCCAGCCUCCAGAAGCCAAGAAGUUCUUCAGCACAGUCCGGAAGGAGAUGGCGCUGCUGGCUACCUCGCUGCCCGAUGGCAUCAUGGUCAAGACUUUUGAGGAUAGAAUGGACCUCUUCUCAGCCCUGAUCAAGGGCCCCACUCGCACCCCCUAUGAGGAUGGCCUCUACCUGUUCGACAUCCAGCUCCCCAACAUCUACCCGGCCGUGCCACCCCAUUUUUGCUACCUCUCCCAGUGCAGCGGCCGCCUAAACCCCAACCUGUAUGACAAUGGGAAGGUGUGCGUCAGCCUGCUGGGCACCUGGAUUGGAAAGGGGACAGAGAGGUGGACCAGCAAAUCCAGCCUUCUUCAGGUGCUCAUCUCCAUCCAAGGUCUGAUCCUGGUGAACGAACCGUACUACAACGAAGCCGGCUUCGACAGCGACCGGGGCCUGCAGGAGGGCUAUGAGAACAGUCGCUGCUACAACGAGAUGGCGCUGAUCCGCGUGGUGCAGUCCAUGACCCAGCUGGUGCGGCGGCCCCCCGAGGUGUUCGAGCAGGAGAUCCGGCAGCACUUCAGCACUGGCGGCUGGCGGCUGGUGAACCGCAUCGAGUCCUGGCUGGAAACCCACGCCCUGCUGGAGAGAGCCCAGGCGCUGCCCAGCGGGGUCCCCAAGGACAGCAGCUCGCCAGAGCCGCCAGCUGCGGCUGAGCUCUCGGACUGCGGCCGAGAAGAAGCUGAGGAUGGAGGACUGGCCCCUGGAGAGGCCUCCCAGGGCUCAGACUCGGAGGGCGGCGCCCAGGGCCUGGCCUCAGACGGCAGGGACCACAGAGACCAGACUUCGGAGGCAGCGCCUGACGCCUCGGUGCCGCCCAGUGUCAAACCAAAGAAGCGGAGAAAGAGCUACCGGAGCUUCUUGCCCGAGAGGAGCGGCUACCCUGACCUCGGCUUCCCGCUCUUCCCGCUCUCCAAGGGUUUUGUCAAGAGCAUCCGGGGCGUCCUGACGCAGUUCCGGGCCGCUCUGCUGGAGGCCGGCAUGCCCGAGACCACAGAGGACAAGUAGCCGCCCGCCGGGGAGGAGCCGCAGAGGCCGCCAGCCGCCGCCCGCGCUCCCCGCCCUGGAGUCUGCCCCUGUCCUUCCCCCCGUUCCCAGUGCAAGCCCCCUCUCUGCCCUCUUCUCCUCAAGGUGAGUUUGAUGCUGAAGUGCAAGAAAUUUCUGGAGAUGCUGCCGUUUCUGUUCAGAAGCAAUCUUCCCGCAGGCGCCCCCCUGCCUCCUCGGUGGCAAAGAAAACCCGAGCCCCGUUGCUGAUUUUCCACUCGUCGCCUCAGGCGGAAUGUGCCGGCACUUCCUGCCGUCACCAUCUCAGGUCGGGGGGAGUGUUCGAGGGCCUGCCGUGGGGCCUCCACGCCCGGGGGCCGGUGGGUCAGCAGCGGGCCGAGUGGACGUGCCUUGCAUGACGUGUGUCGCUCCAGCGAUUCCCCGGGUCCCCUUCCGCCCGCGCAGCUCCACUGUCGCUCCCCUGUGUCCCCGGCCCUCCUGCCGCCACUGCCACCGGAUGCCCCGGCCCCCAGCGGGGAACUGUCGCUGCCGUCACCGACUCCUGGCUCGGUUCUGGCCCACAGGAUAGUCCUCAGGGCCGUUGAACUUGCUCUCGAAGAGAGGCUGGGGCCAGGCUGGGUUCAGGUGACACCCAGGAGAGGUGGCGGCCCGUGAGGACCCCCGGCUGCGGGGGAGGAGCAGCUGGAGGCGCCUGUCUCUCCUGCCCUGGGUGGUCCGGGCAGCGGCACUUCAGGCCUUCAGGCCUCACCCCUUGGACUGAAGCGGCUGCCUGCUCCCUGCUCAACCUCGUCCCAGGGCCCCAGGAGGCAGGAAUAGCAGCCCUGAGAGGCCAGGGCAGGUGCUGGGGCCUCUCCUUAGACCACGCCCUCCUGGUUCUGACGCCAAGGGGCAUGGAGCACACAGAGGAGCACGCCAGCCCCCCUGCCCCCGGGCUCCCCUUCCCCGCUCCACCCGCCGCCCUCUCCCGCCGCCCUCUCCCGCGAACACAAGGCCUCCUCAGUCCUCGGCUAGAGACUCUGCAGGCUCCAUCUGGGGAGGUGCCGGCUGGGGUCCUCCCCUGCAGAGCAGGCCCAGAGGUUUACAAGUUUUCUAGCUUUUGAUAAUGUGAAGCUCCAGGUUGAGAGGAUGCCGUCGAGCACAUUGCAGCUAUGUAAUUUUUGGUGUAUGUAUGUAAUAUUUAAGGUUGAAAGAAAAUAAAUCUCAAAAGCAAAGAUAUUAACUAUUAGAAAAAAAAGACAAAAAAAAAGCCAAAGCAUGAUGCGUCUUGUCGGCCUUAAGCUGGCUCGCCGCCCGGCCCCCAGGGCUGCCGCCGCGGGGAGGACGCACGAGCUGGACGCCCGCAGCCCUCGGCCCUCAGCGCCCAGAGCCAGAGCCUCGCUGAGAGCGCCCGGAGCGGCUGGCGGGCGGCGGGCCGGCGCGCGGCGAUGUGAUGCCCACUGCUUCCGACGUCUGUAUAAAGUGCUGUGUGAUUCGACUUUUUUUUUACUUGCAUUUUUUUUUUUUUUUUUUUUUUUUUUUUUUUUGGUUUGGCUCAUUACAAUGUACAAAAAGACAAGGUGGCACCAUUAAACCUGCCUCUGCCAUUCAUCUGGGCUCCGUGGCCUUUCUUCCUCUC